Molecule: messenger RNA, 8348 nt
Organism: Musca domestica (house fly)
Lineage: Eukaryota; Metazoa; Arthropoda; Insecta; Diptera; Muscidae
Exons: 5
Coding region: 1779-4568 (929 amino acids)
Molecular function (GO): protein binding
Source: RefSeq, a predicted model, not a curated record
UGUUUUGUAAACACCGGUCGUGCUGGUUGAUAACGAACGAAACGAAGCGUUACCAAGCGUUGUGCGUUGCCAAGUCAUUGUAUCGAAUGGUGUUUUUUUUUCAAUUUGGCUUGUUAUUAUCUCUGCUCCGCAGUUAACGAAAUUCAGUGAAUAAGAAACAUAUAAAAAAUAAUAAUAACGUGCGCGUGAUAUAGCGACAGCAACAAAUGGAGUAGUGCAUUUUGUUAGUAUUGCCUGCUACCUACUGCCAUCAUUUAAACUGCAGCAGCAAACGGCAGACCGUGGAUAUUCGUGAAUAAAUUACUUACCGUUGUUGCCGUAGUACUACGACGGCAGUGGUACACACCUACGAGCGUACGAACAUACCACGCUUGUAUGUUACUACACACAGAUGUAAAUAUAACACACAUGUUGUUAUGGUGUUGUGGUUUGAAUUAAAAAUCAGCAACUGAAGCGGCAUUUACUGUCUGAGUGCUCCAAAAAAAAAAUAAAAAUAUCGAAAAUAAAAGAAACAAAACGAAUUGAAUCAAAACAAAAAAGAAGAAAGAAAAAAUAAUAAAAAAAAAAAUACAAAGAAAUUAAGUAUUGAAAAAAGUUGUUGAGUUCUAACAAAGAAGAAAUACAAAGUGAAAUAAAUACAUCAUCCUCGACUUAAGUAUUCAAUUUCAAAAAGAAGUUCUUUUUUCGAAAAAGCGAAAUAUUUUGAGUGAAACAGCGAUUAAAGAAUAGAGAGAAAAAAACGUAAGCAGAGCACAUAAAAUACAAAUGAAUUAAAUUGAGUGGAUUAAUUUUAAUUGUGAUUUUUAAAAAGGUGGGCACACAGACACACAAAAAUCUGUAUUUCAAUUAUUGAUUUCAACAAUUUGAACAAAUAAACAACUACAUUACACAUAUAUACAGAGAUAUAUUUUGAUAACUUGCAGAUGUCACCACAUUGGUUUUUAUUACAUUGAGAAUAUUUUACAUGCCAGAAGAGCAGUGUUAAUGUAAUUGUUGCCGAACGUGUUAAAUACAAUGAUAUUAUGCUAAUUACCAGCUGUAAAUCUACAGGCAAAUGCUGACAUUUAAAGGAGUGUCAACAACAACGCCAUCAACUCCCACCACACUGCACAGCAAAAACAACGACAACAACAAGAACACAAUCUCGCACCACAAUUCGCAACAUAAAAAAAAGGAAAACAGCUUCAACAGCAACGACGAGGACAUUAAUUAAUAAGAAAUAAAGGACACACGCAGUCCCAAAACCACCCAACAACGGCACUAAAGACUACAUCAAAAUUAUCAUCAUCUACGUCCUCAUCAUCAUUGUCGUCGUCAUCAUCAACGUCAGCAACAUCAUAACGGGCUCGGUGUACUGCUAGUCAUUGUCCUAGCGGCUGACGGCGACAUUGGCUUGUCGUCCUUAAUAGAUGGUUGGUUGGUUGUGCUUUACAAGCAUUAAACAUUCCACAGGAAUUAACAAGUUGGGCGGCAGCACCACCGAGGUAUACCCAAUAUUUGAACUUGGGUUCUGCUGCCACCCAUUAAAUUGGCUUAAAUAAAAGCUACUUUUCUGCCACGAGGGACCACCGAGCCGAAUAAGCAGAGGAAAGUUGGGCGAGAACUAAUAAAAAAUUGAAGAUAUUUAAUGAGACUCUCAGUGCGUUUCAAUUAAACAACUUUAUUGCGAACGUCGCCUCAGCACUUGAAAUACAAUAAGAAAUCCCAUUACCAUCACCACCCUGGUAAUUAUCAUCAUCACCAUCACCACCACGACGACCAUCGUCAAAUAACACAUUAUGGCCACAUCCACACACAGAAUGAAGCCUACCAUCAAAAUGACAUGGUACCGCCUGCAUUAUUGGCUAACACAGAUUCUCUUCCUAACGAGCGUUGUGCUGACGAACCUGCCCGCCACCGUUGCCAACUCUGACUGGAUCCAGAGUUGUAGCAACUGCCAUUGUCACUGGAAUUCGGGCAAGAAGACAGCAGAUUGCAAAAACCGACAGCUCUACACAAUACCCAAUGAUCUGAGUAACGAAUUGCAAGUCAUUGAUCUCUCCAAUAACAAGAUUCCCGAACUGAGAAGGGACGAAUUCAGCGAUGCAAAUCUUCAGAAUCUGCACAAAAUCUUCCUGAAGUACUGCACCAUACAAGAGCUAAACCGAGAUGCCCUCAAAGGUCUGACAAUAUUAAUUGAACUGGAUUUGUCGCAUAACUCCAUCAAGGAGCUGCAUGUGGGCACCUUCAAUGGCCUGGUUAAGUUGCGCAACUUGGUCAUGAACAACAAUCAAAUCGAAGCCUUGGACAAUCAUCUGUUUGUGGACCUGCCCUUCCUUUCGCGCGUGGAAUUUAAAAACAACAAACUUAAGCGCAUAGACAUUCAUGCCUUUGGACAAUUGCCAGUUUUAUCGGCCGUCUAUUUGGAGAACAACGAACUGACCGUUUUGAGAAGGGAAACAUUUCAACGGACUCCAAAAUUGGUGCACCUUUCCUUGGCCUCAAAUCCAUGGAAUUGUACAUGUGAGUUGCAGGAGUUCCGAGAUUUCGCCUUGGCCAAUCGACUGUAUACUCCUCCCACGGAUUGCAAUGAACCGCAACAUUUGAAGGGGAAACUCUGGAAUGAAAUUCCUUCGGAAAACUUUGCCUGCAAACCACGGAUAUUGGGCUCUGAAAGCUCAUACGUCGAUGUCCAUUCGGAUAACAUAACAUUACCAUGCCGCAUUGAGGGUUCACCCAGACCAAAUGUGACAUGGCUCUACAACAAGAGACCCAUCAAUCCCAACGAUGCCCGUUUUAAAAUUCUCAACUCCGUUGAACAACAUCGUGCCGAAAGUCCGAACACUUUGAAUUCAGAGUUGCGCAUCAUUGGUGUCCGACCCACCGACAAAGGCUCCUACACCUGCAUUGCAGACAAUCGGGGCGGCAAAGCAGAAGCUGAAUUCCAGCUAAUUAUAAACGGUGACUACUACAGUCCCCUCAAUGGUUCGGGCAAGAAUCGAGUCCACGGCCUCAGCACGUCCACCUCUGAAACGGAGCCCAAUAUUUUACUCAUCAUUGGAUUGAUUGCCACCACACUCUUGCUGCUGCUUGUCGUCAUAAUUCUCGUCAUAUGCUGGUAUUGUCGUCGCUCCAAAACCUAUCAAAAGGAUACAACGAUGAUGAGCGAGAAUGGCUUAAUCUCCUCGAAAAUGGAUAAAACACACAAUUCAAUGCUCGAAGGCUCGGUCAUCAUGGAAAUGCAAAAAAGCCUACUGACAGAAGUUAAUCCCGUCGAAAAACCGCCACGGCGCACAGAGCUGGAGAAUAUGGACGGGGUGGGCAAUGGCAAUGGCGGCGAUGAUGGUCACGAGAUUAAGAAGACUCUGUUGGAUGAAACGCAAUUUGGAAAUCUUCAUCAUCGUGAUGAUGAAACUCAUUCGGUGACCACAUCGGACAAUACAGUGCCUCGUACACGCCACACCUACAUGGACGACACAUAUGUUACGACGCUGCCACCAGACUUGUUGGCUUUCCCAGCACGUGUCCCACCCACAUCGCCCUCCAUGCAAUCGUCACAGUCGAAUAUACCCGAACAGGUUAUCUACGGCAUACGUUCACCGCCAAUGACCAGUCCCGUCUAUGCCCACAUGACACCCCAUGGCAUUUAUGGUACCACGACCAUAGCGGCAGCCACACCAAACGGUUUCAUGACCCUGCAACAUCCCAAAUCGCGCAAUUUAGCACUUAUUGCAGCUGCUAAUAGCAGGCAACAACAGUCACCGUUUGUCCCGGCACCCGUUGUUUACUCACCGGCGACCACUUCAGCGGUUGUUAUGAAACAGGGCUACAUGACAAUACCACGCAAACCACGAGUUCCAAGUUGGGCGCCAUCGUCAUCGGCUACCAAUUCGACACAAUUGAGUGAAUUUCAAUCGCCCACCUCACCGAAUCCCAGCGAAACUGGAACAGCGACAACGGCCGAAAUGAUAGUCGAACCUGUCUAUGACAAUUUGGGACUACGAACAACCGCUGGCGGUAGCUCAACUCUUAAUUUGAACAAGAGUCUAAUGCAGCAACAGGAACAGCCAGUGCGCUAUACAAUGCGGGAUCGACCAUUGCCGGCAACACCCAGUCUCACAUCGGUGAACUCCAAUCAAGCACAGCAACAGCAGGCGAUUUACCAACAGCAACAACAGCAGCAACAACAACAACAACAACAGCAGCUGCAACAACAACAAACACCACAAAACAACAUGUCCAGCAAUAAUACAAGUAAAAUCUACGAACCCCUUCACGAAUUAGUUAAUCAACUACAUCAGCCAACAGCAACAACAACAACCUCGGACACGGAACCAUUAUAUGGCACAGCAAGACAUCAUUCCGCCAUAAUGCCCAACAACAGCAGCAGCAAUAGCAGCGCCAACACAACAACGACCACCACCACGAUCUCAAACAGCGGCAACAGCUCAGAACCGAAAUUAACCAAAAUACCACCCAGACCGCCACCAAAGCCGAAGAAGAAAAUGUCCGUGACAGCAUCACGCAAUGGCCAUGGUAGCACAAGUCAGCUAUUCGACGACGAGGGAGAGGACGGCACCGAGGUCUAGUGGAAUCUGGCCAAAUCCUCCACCCACCUGGUGUCGAUGGUGACAUUGACACGAAGGCCCUACCAAUUUCUCCUGUCCUCGUUUAUAUUUGCUGUUUUAGCUUUUAAAACGUAAUGCCUUCCACCAUGUCCUCGUGAAUGAAACACAACAACAGCAGCAACAACAACAAAACCAACAUCUAUGCAUACAAAUAGAAAGAAAUAAAACAAUAAUAACAGCAACAACACAAUAGUGACAUUAAAAGCAUACAAAAUGAACACUGUUUUGGACUCCACUGCUUCCUCUUAGCCGCUCUGCUGCUUAUAGCCAUCAUUUGAAUAUUCGCAAGUUUUUUUCGUUGGUCCUUGUUUUGGUUUCCUAUUCUCUUGCAUAUUAUUAGGUGUUGUGGAAAUAUUAGCGGUAUUCACGCAUUACAAACGAUAUUUGCGUUUGAAUUUUUUGUCAUUAACUGAACAAGACUCACACCCAUAAGUUGCUAAGAAUCAGAGUUUAUGUUCGCAAAUUUUUUGUUUUUAAAAGAUUUGUGAUUUGUGCUCGUUAACAUGGAAGUUUUGUUUUAUCCUCGUGGUGGCAUAAGGUUUCACAAUACUAGAUCUGUGAAAAUGCAAAUUGAAAACUUUUUACAUCAUAGAAUUUCUGUGAUUUGAAGAAUUUUUAAUUGGGUUCGUGAAAUGUCAAAGCGUCAGAAAGUCAGUGCAAUACGUUAUAGGCUAAAUAUUGUCAGAUGUUAAUGAAUUAUGAUUUUAAUUUGCAUGAAAUUUGAAUUGUUUUAAAUUUUUUAUUGUAUUUUAUUUUGAAUCAAAUGCCUGAUAUAGAACAGUGUUAGUAUUUUUAACAUCAAAAUACCAAAAAUUUUAUCAUGAGGUAUUUUGUCAUCUUUUUCAACAUUUGGAAAAUGAAAACCGUUUUUUCAGUUUUUUGCCUUUUAUUUUAAAUAUUUAUUAUUUUAUUUGAAUUUUAAAUUAGUUUUUUAUUUAUUUUACAAAAGAAUACUUUUUUCCAUUAUCCAUUUUUAACCAAAAACAUUUUAUUUUCCAUGAGAUAAUAACUUUUAAAGGACUCAAGAAUUUUAAAUUUAUUUUUAUGCAAAUAAUUUUAGUGAAAUUUUAAAUAUUUUAAUUUUUUUUUUUUUUUGGAAAUAAAGAUUAUUUCGAAAGCCUCCACUGGUAGAACAAAGAACAACGCCAUGUUUACGACACUACAAUUUUAAUACAUUUUAAAAUUCUAACAACAUUGAACUGUUUUAAAUUCGUAUCUGUAUCUAUUUUUUUUUUUAUUUUAUAGUUAUUUGGUCAGUGCUUAAAUCAAAAACAGUUUUCACCAUUCAUCCUAGAAGUAUGCAACAGUAUCAAACAAAUUUAGGAUAUAACAGUUUUAAAUGUGUUAUAAAUCACUUAUUUCCUAUAACAGUGGUUGGCAACUCAAUUGUUUUCCUAUAAACCGCUUCAAACUGAUUUUCUUUUAAAAAGGUGGAAAUUUUUACCGUAUAGUCUCUUUGCACUACUGCAUUGUUAAAAACAAAUGCAACAAAAGCUAAAUUCUUUUUUCAAAAACAUAUUCCUUGACAAUAUCACAUAUUGUUUUUGUUCAUAUCGUGAAACCGGUUUCAUUUCCAUAUUUUCAUACUGACCCCAAUUUAUGCAUUUACAUAUUCAAAGUUACAAUAACAAUUUUAUAUGUGCGCAGAGUAAUUAAAAAGUAUUUCUUGAGAGUACUUGAGUAAAUUGAAGAAUAUUUUUGAAACAUAAAAUAAAUUUUCGAAAAUUAAAAUUAGAUUUAGAGCGGUAUGAGAGGUCAUGGAAAGAGACAUCCUAAGAACUCUUUUCUCAAAGUUUGCUCCCAUUUGGGAAAAUGUUUCAAGGGCUAUACUGUUAAAGUGAACACUUUAUUGACAAAAUAUUUAAGCUUGUUUAUAGCAGUAUGCAAAAAUCGCUGAUGCAAUUUCGUUAUCAUGAUUAAAGUUCUCCAUGAUAAUUGUACUGAUAUAGAUUUUUCACAUAUUUUUUUUUUUAAUAUGAAUUUUAAAUGAUGGCUUAAGAGCAAACCUUUAUACCUCUUUAAUUUUGUUUCUAUUUUUUCAACCAAAGUAUGCAAUUUACAUUUUCGUAAGGUUAUAUUUCUAAAGUGGAAGUUUGCGCUUUUUCUAAAAUUGCUCUGUUGACGAUUGAGUCCCUUCCAUCCUACACAUAUUCCAACGGAAAGUUUUUUAAAAAAUUAUUACUUCAAAAUUUAUGACAACCAAAAUUUUAAUUUUUUCCGCUUUGUUGCGAUAACAAAUAUGCCUAAGCAGUAUCAAAAAAAAAAACAACAUCAGCAGCAAUAAAACAAAGAAAACAUUUCUCAGAUUUAUGAUCUCUCUUGUAUUUUGUUAUAACCAAAAAAAAGGCAACUCGUAAACAAAUUAUUACGUCGAUAGGAGUGUGGUGGUUGUCUGGUGUGUGCCAAAAUGACUGAUGUAGUUUUUCUUUUCUCUUAUUUUUUAUGAAUCGAAUUGAGUUUGGUUCUCGAACUCGAAACAAUGCAAACUUUAUUAACUCCCCAGUAGAUAUUAAGGGACGGAACAACUUUUGUAAUUACACCGAAACGAAACAAAAAAAGUUUAAAUUUAUCAACAUAACACACACAUACAUGCAUACAUACGUGCGUACAAUAACACAUUGUAUUACAUUAUUACCUUGCAAAUAACAUACAAUACAUACAAACAUAUUCUUAUGUUCGAAAGUAAAACCCAUUUAUUCUUCUUCUUUUUCUAGAUUUAAUAGAGUUAUAAUUAGAUUGUAAGAUAAUCUACUUUUAAUCUAGCUAGGAAUAUGUACAAAAACAAAUGUGACGACGCAACAAAACGACAAGGAACCUAGAAAUUAGAAGGAUUGCCAAGAUCGGAGAAGAAUGGCAUUGGCAUGUGUGAUGAUUAUGGCAUCAAUUGUAUUAUAGCGUUUAAAAUUUAUUAAUUAAGAACUAUUAUAAAUAUACAUAGUUAGUUAAGAGCAAAACAAAACAAAAGAUAACGGAAACCCACAUUUUUAAGUACCACACUUUAUUUAGCCAGAAUAUAAGAGACGUUUUUUUAUUUUAUUUUUAUUUCAUAGCAAAUAAGCUUUUAUUAAAUAAUUUCAUUUUUUAAUUUUCCAACGAAUGUUGACAAAACAAAAAAGAAAAAACAACAACACAACACAUAUUAAAAUAAUGUAUCAAGUAAUGUAAAGCAAAGCAGAGCGAAACGGAUCCCCGUAUCAAAUGAAAAUAUGGAAAAUAGUACCGAAACGAAUCGAAACAAAAAUAUGAUGUCAUAUAAUGUAUAAAAUAUAUUUAACGUUAGAUUAAAUUUAAUAUUUAUACCUUAAAAAGAAACACACAUACAAAAACUACAAUAUAGACCGACCGACAUACAUACAUACAAAUGCGGCAAUGCAGGUGGCUGUUGUAAAUAAAUACAUCCAAACCGUAAAUCAGCAGUAGCAGCCGAUUAAGCCGUACGUUCAUACAGUAGCUCAAAGUUAUAACAGAAUGUUGACAAAACAAAACGAAAAAAAGAUAACUGGUUUUAAAUCAUCAUCGUCAUCAUAACCUUAGAAUGUGUAUUGUGAUCAAUAAUAAUUAAUUAAUUAAUUAAAAUUGUUUUGUUUUGCAAAAUUAUAUCAACAACAUUAUUUAAGAAAAUUCUUCCAAUAUUUUAACGGGGAAAUUUUUUAUUUAUAACUGACUUUUUAUUUCAUAGUUCAUAGCAUUUCUUAUACAAAAAUAAAAACUAUUCGAAAAAAUUAAAAAAAUAAUAAUAAA